This is a messenger RNA of Closterium sp. NIES-65, 1800 nucleotides long. NCBI's taxonomy places the organism in Eukaryota, Viridiplantae, Streptophyta, Zygnematophyceae, Desmidiales, Closteriaceae. The record is from the annotation of a GenBank genome assembly.
AUGGACAUGGACUUGGACGUGGACGUGGACGUGGACGUGAACAUGGACAUGGACGUGGACAUGGACGUGGACGUGGACGUGGACGUGGACGUGGACAUGGUCGUGGACGUGGACGUGGACGUGGACGUGGUCGUAGACGUGGACAUGGACGUGGACAUGGACGUGGACGUGGAGGACUUGGACGUGGACAUGGACGUGGACGUGGACGUGGACGUGGACAUGGACGUGGACGUGGAUGUGGACAUGGACGUGGACGUGGACAUAGACGUGGACGUGGACGUGGACGUGGACGUGGACGUGGACGUGGACAUGGUCGUGGACGUGGACGUGGACGUGAACGUGGACGUGGUCGUGGACGUGGACGUGGACGUGGACAUGGACGUGGACGUGGACGUGGACAUGGACGUUGACGUGGACGUGGACGUGGACGUGGUCGUGGACGUGGACGUGGACGUGGACGUGGACGUGGACGUGGACAUGGUCGUGGACGUGGACGUGGACAUGGUCGUGGACGUGGACGUGGACGUGGACGUGGACGUGGACGUGGACGUGGACAUGGACGUGGACAUGGACGUAGACGUGGACAUGGACGUGGACAUGGACGUGGACGUGGACGUGGACAUGGACAUGGAUGCGGACGUGGACGUGGACAUGGAUGCGGACGUGGACGUGGACAUGGACGUGGACGUGGACGUGGUCGUGGACGUGGAGGUUGACAAGGACGUGGACGACGUGGACGUGGACGUGGACAUGGACGUGGACAUGGACAUGGACGUGGACAUGGACGUGGACGUGGACAUGGACGUGAACGUGGACGUGGACGUGGACGUGGACGUGGACGUGGAGGUGGACGUGGAGGUGGACGUGGACGUGGACGUGGACGUGGACAUGGAUAUGGACGUGGACGUGGACGUGGACAUGGACGUGGACAUGGACGUAGACGUGGACAUGGACGUGGACGUGGACAUGGACGUGGACAUGGACGUGGACGCGGACGUGGACCUGGACGUGGAUAUGGACCAAGACGUGGAUGUGGACGUGGAUGUGGAUGUGGACAUGGACGUGGACAUGGACGUGGACGUGGACAUGGACGUGGACGUGGACGUGGACAUGGACGUGGACGACUUGGACGUGGACAUGGACGUGGACGUGGACGUGGACAUGGACGUGGACAAGGAUGUGGACAUGGACGUGGACGUGGACAUGGAUGUGGACGUGGACGUGGACGUGGACGUGGACAUGGUCGUGGACGUGGACGUGGACGUGGACGUCGACGUGGUCGUGGACGUUGACGUGGACGUGGACGUGGACGUGGACGUGGACAUGGACGUUGACGUGGACGUGGACGUGGACGUGGUCGUGGACGUGGACGUGGACGUGGACAUGGUCGUGGACGUGGACGUGGACGUGGACAUGGUCGUGGACGUGGACGUGGACGUGGACGUGGACGUCGACGUGGACGUGGACAUGGACGUGGACAUGGACGUGGACGUGGACAUGGACGUGGACAUGGACGUGGACGUGGACGUGGACAUGGACAUGGAUGUGGACGUGGACGUGGACAUGGAUGCGGACGUGGACGUGGACAUGGACGUGGACGUGGAUGUAGACGUGGACGUGGACGUGGACGUGGACAUGGACGUGGACAUGGACGUGGACGUGGACAUGGACGUGGAUGUGGACGUGGACGUGGAUGUGGACGUGGACAUGGACGUGGACGUGGACGUGGACGUGGACGUGGACAUGGCCGUGGACGUGGACGUGGACGUGGACGUGGACGUGGACGUGGACGUGGACUGA